This is a messenger RNA of Grus americana (Whooping crane), 960 nucleotides long. RefSeq names its product kallikrein-14-like. NCBI's taxonomy places the organism in Eukaryota, Metazoa, Chordata, Aves, Gruiformes, Gruidae. The record is from RefSeq and is a predicted model, not a curated record. Gene Ontology annotation, molecular function: serine-type endopeptidase activity. Gene Ontology annotation, biological process: proteolysis. The coding region runs from base 1 to 960 and encodes 319 amino acids. The transcript has 7 exons.
AUGUCUAUAGAGAAGAUCCCCAUGGAUGGGAUCCCCAUGGAGGGGAUCUCUGUGGACCAGAUGUCCAUGGCUGAUGGUGGCUCCACCGGCUUUCGGCUUCCCGACGCGCCGAGCCGGCCCCGUUCUUCUCCUCUGGCAGGAAUGGCUCGUGAUGGCCACAGGUCCUUCAGCUUCAUCCCCAUCUUCAUCCUCGCAGCCGGAUUGCUGCUGACCACCUCGCCACCGGCGCAAGCUCAGGUGAAGGGCAACGAAGGCAACGAGCUGCCGGAGGACGAGUCCCGUAUCAUCGGUGGAAGACCCUGCUCCAUCAACCAAAGACCUUUCCAAGUUGCCCUCAUCAAGAGAGGUCAAAUCCUGUGUGGAGGAAGCUUGAUAGAUGCCCAAUGGGUCCUGACAGCUGCCCACUGCAGGCAACCAAUCAGGGACCUCAGGGUGUUAAUCGGGACGGACACGUUACGGGAUGGAACGGGGGAAGUGAGGUUGAUUUCAAGGGUCCUGGUCCAUCCGGCCUACAACCCCCGGAGGAAUGACAAUGACUUCAUGCUCCUGAGGUUGAACAAACCCAUUCAGUUCAGCAACAGCAUCAAGAAGAUCAGAUUAGCCACGAGGUGUCCCAUGGACGGGAUGAGGUGCGGCGUCUCUGGCUGGGGCACCACCAAGUCCCCUGGAGCAAAGCUGCCCAAAAAUUUGCAGUGUGCCGCCAUCCAAACUUUCGGGCAGGACAAGUGCGCCAGGGCGUACGGGAACGCCAUCACCCCCAACAUGUUCUGCGCCGGCGUCCCCCAGGGGGGCAUCGAUUCCUGCCAGGGUGACUCAGGGGGUCCGCUGGUGUGUAACGGGGUGCUGCAAGGCGUGGUCUCCUGGGGCAUGGCCGUCUGCGGGCGACGUGGACAACCCGGCGUCUACUCCAACGUCUGCCGAGCCGUUCCCUGGAUCAGGAGAUACAUCGGGAGACAGUGA